GUUGCUGAAUCCAUUAUGAAUCCAUAUGGAGCUGACGAUGAUGAUUUUGAAUUGAAUUACCUGAUAGACAGAAACUAUCAGGUAGCAUUGUUGAUUGUUGAUAACCUUCAUGGCCGAAUUCCCACUCUGGAGAAGGAUAAGCACUGGGAUGAACCAAAAUUUGAGUUGCCAUACACCGUAGCAACACUCAGAGGCAGACUAGCACGGACCUGGUUGGGAUCAACCGUUGAUGUUCUGUUGAAAGCUAAGGACUUCGUUAUUGCCGUUCCCAAUUCUAUAAUAAGCAUUGGUCACUAUGGUAACAAUUCAUCAAAAGAUAGAGGUGACAUUGAGUCCAAAGGUAAGAAAGAUACUGGUACUGAACUGAAAAAAGAGACCAAAGAUGGAGAGGAAGACCCGGUAUGCAGUGUCACUGUGGAGGUGGAGACAGAUUCUGAUAAAGAUGCUGCUCCUGGGACAUCCAAAAAGGAGGAUGUACAAACUGAAGAUGAGAAGGUAACAGAGGUCGAUAACAAGGACAAAGCUAGAGAAAAGCGAAAGGAGGUUAUGUUUCGCAAGAAGACUGAAGUAGUUGUGACUCCAAGUGGAGCAAAGGUGGAAAUUGUUGGAUCAACAUCACCUAAUGUUGUCGUUUAAACAUCAUUUUUACUCACAAGAUCGACUGGAAUAUGAAAGUGACUUGGGAAUAACUUGAACAUGACGUUGAAUGUUUUCUUGAAUGGACGAACAACUUGAUGAAAUGGG
Saccoglossus kowalevskii is the source of this 744-nucleotide messenger RNA. Its product is annotated as bestrophin-4-like. The record is from RefSeq and is a predicted model, not a curated record. Gene Ontology annotation, molecular function: chloride channel activity. Lineage: Eukaryota; Metazoa; Hemichordata; Enteropneusta; Harrimaniidae.